GUUCCCAGCAGUAGUUUCCGGUUUCUCUGGCACCUGUGGCGAGUCGACACUUCGGAGUGAGCUUGAGUGGUUCUUUGAGCGGAGCUUGAGUUCUGCCGCUGGGAUGGCAGACCGCGCCCCGCUGCUCGAGUACGAGGAAGGUCCCGCUGUCACAUUCUCCCCUUGGGAUGGCUCCAACCCAGCUCCUGGGAACGGAGCCGGAUCAGCGGCCUCAGCGCGCGGAGCUGCCGACAGCUGGAACCCGGUGUCGGACCCGGAGAGAGAUGCGGCCACGGCUCCAGGAGCUCAGCAGCAGGAAGAGGAGGAGCAAGUGGUGGCCGUGUUUGUGGUAACUUUCGACACUAGAGCAGGUAACAUUGUUGAAUGGUGUCUGCCACAUGAAGUGGACUUAGAAGGUGUGGAAUUUAAAUCCAUGGCCAGUGGAUCUCACAGAAUAAACUCUGAUUUUGUCUACUUUCGAAAAGGUAACUACUUUGGUAUGGCAUGCUUUGCCAACAUGCCAGUGGAGAGCGAGCUGGAACGAGGCGCUCGAAUGAAAUCUGUUGGAAUUCUGUCCCCAUCGUAUACCCUCCUGUACAGAUACAUGCAUUUCCUGGAGAAUCAGGUCAGGCAUCAACUUGAAAUUCCUGGUCAUUAUGCACAAUUAGAAGCCUUUUAUGAAGACAAGAAAGGUGUUUUACCCACAGCGAUGAGCAGCAAAGGAAUUCCUACGUCCCUUCAGCCCCUUCACUGGUUGCCAACUGUUAAUAAAUACAUGUAUCCUGAGAUGAAGAUCACUCAUCCUGCAGGAUGCAUGUCGCAGUUCAUCAAGUUUUUUGGGGAGCAGAUAAUGGUUCUUUGGAAGUUUGCACUUCUAAGGAAACGGAUUUUGAUUUUCUCACCCCCACCGGUUGGAGUGGUCUGCUAUAGAGUUUACUGUUGUUGCUGUCUGGCCAAUGUUUCACUGCCUGGGAUCAGAGGAGUGCCUGAAACCAAGCCUUAUUUCUACGUCAGUGUAGCAGAUAUUGAAACUCUGGAGACUGAAGUAUCUUAUGUGGCCUGCACAACAGAGAAGAUUUUUGAAGAAAAGAAAAAUCUGUACGAUGUUUAUGUCGAUAACCAAAAUGUGAAAACUGACCGUGAGCACCUGCAGCAACUACUUAAAAUAAACAGUGCAGAUAAGGACAAGUAUCGCAAGCUCAAUGACCAGAGGCAAAUGCUACUUUAUUCUCAGGAGGUGGGGGGAGAUUGCAGUACCAAUGAAGAAGACCUGUUCAUUCUGUUUUUCAUGGAACAGAACAAUCGGAUCUUCCAGAUGUUGCUGGAAGUGUCAGCAUGCCAAGAUAAAACACUUACAGCUGACCACGUAAGGAGUAUGGGGCUGGAUCCCCAGGGGGAUCGCAUCUUCCUGAUGGAUUUACUUGAAGUUUAUGGGAUUGACGUGAUGUUGGUUAUUGACAAUCCUUGUUGCCCGUGAUCCAAGUGAACUUUGACUAGUGAACUGCCGUAUGAACUGGACGGGACCAAGAUGAGAGGUAUGAUUGGAUACAUUGAGUUUAAAAAAACCAAGUGCACUUGCCCCAUGACUUGCCACAAUCUCUCGCGUUGUGCCCAGGUCAGUUCAUGGGUCACUUGUUUUGGCUCUUCAGUUAUCUGCGUGUUUAAAGAUUGUUGGAGAAUUAACCAAUGGAAGAAAUCAGAACGGUUUCACUGAAAGAAAAACCCAAUUGAAAUAACCAAUGGAAGAAAUCAGAACGGUUUCACUGAAAGAAAAACCCAAUUGAAGGAAAUUUUAUUUAUUUGUAGUUUUGAUUGUUCCUUUUUUGUCAUUUGUGAAUGUGUUUUAUAACACACAGCUGUGAAUUAGCACAUACACAUGCAUGAAUGCAUUUGUGAACUUAUUUUAGUACAUCAGACACUCCAUACUACACCACUGUGAAAUGUAGUGAGCCUUUCCUGUUUAUAUUUCAACCAAGAUUGCAUUCUUCUUUUCAGUAGGUCCUCAGUUUGAUUUUCGUUAGCCGCUCUGCUUAAUGACUUGCAAUGGCUCAUUCCCUUUUAAAUUCUGAAUAUUUUGUCUUGAACAGGUAUUUAAAAUCAUCCCUUUGCACAAUUUUUAAGACUUAUAGAUGGCUUUGACGUCCACAUGAGAACAAAUUUAAUCACUAAGUUACAUAUCCUAUUACAGUGUAUUAUUGUUAAUUUGUUGGAGACUCAGCAUUUCAAAUGCAGGGAAUGGAAGGAAUUUUCUGAUCCACAAUAGUUCUCUCAGGUGACAGUCUUCUGCCAACUCAUGUUAAACAAAUUCAGCAAUUCUUUGAAUGUUUGACUGUAUCUUGUACCUUGCUGUUAAACAGCAAUAACAAGGGAAUGUUGGAGCCUGUUUAUGGAGUGAUCAAUCUUUUAAGUUAGAAAAACAGUGCUACCUGUAAGGCAGUUGCAUGGAAUAGGUUGCAUGCUUUUCAUUAAGCCUUUGCAUCUUAGGCAGUUUGCUCAAGAUGAGAAAUGGUAUUGCUGUACACCAAGCUGCCGCCUUAACUUUUGUUUAGCAUUCUUUGAAAUGUUUAUACUGCUUUUGGCAUUCAUUUAAUGAGCAAAAAAUUUAAGAUCAAAUUUAAAGUGACAUUUGAAAAUAAAGUUCUAAAUAGUACUUAGGCAUGUAUUAAAUAGAAGGACUAAGUAAAGUUUUGAAGAAAGGUCUUGCGUAAGAAAAGAAAAUGGUAAAGAAUGUUAAAAUAAUUGCAGAAAUGUUGAGGCUUGGAUUAAAACAAGGCAGAUUGAAGGGGUGGUGGAGAAACAAAAUAAGUAUUUGUCUCUUUCAGUGUUUUUGUAGGAAUGAGGGGGUAAGAGGAGGUGAUGGGUGAACCAUUUGGAGGGGACAACUGUAGAUAAGGAAGUACUAAGAAAAAUUGGUGAAACUCAAUGAUAAAUCAGUUACAGAUGGGUUGGGCUUGCAUUAUAUGCUAACAAGUUUUGAAAGCUGGGCAUUGUUACUCAUCUGCAAGAUGUGCUCAAAGUUAAGGGUUUUGAUACAGAAAAAUGAUGCAAACUAUUUCAGCUGCUUGGUGAAUCCUUAGCUGGAAGGUAUCAAAUUAGGCAGAUCCAAAAAAAAUGAAGUUGGUUUUGGGAACAUUCUCUCUAAUUGUGCUUUAGUAUGUAAAACCCAAAUUGAAUGUUAAACAGGAAUUAAUAAAUGUUUUAAAGGACAGUUGGAUGAAAUAGAAUGAAUAGUCGAGACGUACAGGGCCCAUUUAGAGUGAUAUCUUUGUUCUGUAAAAUUGAAGUUUAAUAUAUAGAUCGAAUAAAAAUAAGAAUAACUAACUACCUACAGGAUAUGUUCACAUUCUUUAAAAGUACAGUAUUAUAAUAAACAUUAUAGCAAGAAGGCUUUGCAACUUUAAACAGUUGUCUCAUUUCUUUACCUUGUAUUCACUUGCAAAUGUAAAUUCAGGUUGCUUCCUGAGAUUAUCAUAAUUUACAAAGUGGAAUAUUUUACCACUAGUGACUACUUAAAUGUGACUGAGAUUUCGUUUUGCCACACUCAAGGUAAUCCUGAGAUAAGCUCCUUAAUAUGUACCAAUCUGUGAAAACAAUUCACUCUUGUAAAACCUCCUCAGAGUUUUCAAACAUUGCUUAGAUUCAAGGGUUUUUUUUUUUUAAAACUUUCCGGUUAGUUAAGAUUCUAAAUUUUUCAACAGUGUCUUAAUCAAUAUCAUUUCAUUUCCUUGAGCAAUUUUAAUAGAUAUUGACCAAAACUUGCCAUAGCUCUAAUAUUUUAAUAGGAAUGUUCAGAACUCUAACUAAAGCCUACAAACAACGCACGUUUAAAUUUGAUGUUACUUUGUUCACAACCCUUUUUGUGGUGUUAUUCAAUGCGCACUUACACAAUAAGGAGUAGGUUAUGCCUUACAAAUUAUUUGGAGCUCAUGAAGUGGUUUUUGAUUUAUUGAACAGGUAUUAUGUGACAGGUAUUUUUUGUUAAAUUUUAAGGGCAGUUAAGGCUCAUGAAAGUAAUGAUGAGCUGGAUAGUGUUAUUGAAAAUUGUCAAUAAACUUAAAAUCCCCUGGAAGAGGGUAGGGUGGCAUUUUGGCAGUGGCAGCAGCACAGUGCCACAAUCCAGGAAGGAUCAUAAGCAUCACUGUCCAUUAGAGAGAAUCAGUGAUUAUACAUACCUUUUUGAGGAUAGCCACUCUCCAAGCAUGGAGGAAGGUGAGGAGGCAAAGCCUGUUUGGGAUCAACCCUGUGCUGUACUGAACAUGUCAGCAAUGAUAUGGUAGGGGCAGCUGUAGCAACAAAAUUUUACAGACGGCCAAAGCAAAUACCAUUACUGACUAAUCUAAGGAAAUUUAAAGUAUUCAAAUGGCUCUAGACAAAUUGAAAAAUGGUAUAAUGAAUGUCAUUGACCUUAAUGUCAGUAAAGUAAUGCACAUUAGAACGUGGAAACUGUCUCGUCAGUAAAUGCCCAUUAGUAAAGUAUGAGAGAUAUGUGUGAUUAUUGACCUUACUUCAAUUAGCCAAUCAAUAUUAAACUCAUCAGAGAUCUAAGUAUAGGAAAACUCUCAAGGGCAUUUGAGUAAGUUGUUAAGGUCAUACUGAAAAUAUUGUUAGAUUCCAUACCCCAUCUUUCAGGAAUUAAUCCUCUCUUUUUAUUUGCGUAUUAGGAAUGUUGGCACUUCAUUGCAUAUACAGUUGCACUGCCACACAUGCCCCUGACUUGAAAAUUCAAAUCUAGAAUUUUAUGUUUAAUGAUGAACUUUUAAUAUAUAACCACAGAUGCUGUAGUAUGGAGUAUCUGGUGCAUUUUCUCACCAAUCACUCUCGAAGGCAAGACUUGUGUUUUUUUAAUUUUAGAAAUAGUGUUAUCAUCCAAUAAUUUUAUGUCUUUAAAAAGUAAGAUUCUGCUCCAGGUGUUGGGAGACCAAGAUUAGGUUUCACAUUUGAUUCUGAGAGUAUCAAUACUUUAAUUUGUAAAGUUCAUUCCAUUGUAGAUAUUUUUAAUGAUGACUUGCACUCUGUUUCUGAUCGGAGCCGUAAUUGGGAAGGGGGUGACUUUUAUUGCUGGAUUGAAGGGUAGCUUUAAUGCUGGAUUGAUGUUGAUAGUACAUUGAAUUUAUGUGAGCUGCACUUUGCCUACCAUGAGUUUGGAGCCUAAACUGCAUUAUGUAGCUAAUCCAAGUGAUCAUUUUUGUUUACAUUUGUGGUCUACCCGUUUUCAGUUUGUGUGUUUUGUAGUACUAAAUUUCAAAAAGUAUAUGGUUACUGUGUAUGUGCAUUUGCAAACAUUUUGUCAUUGAGAAUGGACACUAAGUUUUUCCUACUUUUCCCUGCCAGCCAGGGUUGAGUGAGUUUUUUUCCUUAGCCACGUUGUUAAUUUAAUAUUGGGAGAUAUGAUUAAGCCUAGCACGUGAGAGAUACACCAAUCCACUUAUUUUUAUUGAUACAGUUGCUGAAUUAACACCUAUCGCAACUUAUUUCAUCUAUUCAAUUAUGUUUUUGAGCUUUGGUGUGAUUUUCUUUUGGUUUAGCCGUAUUUAAGGAUAUAUUUGACACCUGGCUAGAUCUCCUGGUGCUACCAACAUGACUAACAUUUCUGCCAGUGAAGCAUUUAAUUCUUUGACUCCUUUGCAUUAAUAUUUUGUAAUGUUAAAAGGGUGCAGUUAAGCAGCAAUAACCAACUUGUAUUAUAAAGAAUAAUGACCAAAUUGAUGGAUGUAUGAUUACGACUAAAAUAUUACUAUCGUAGUUCAUGUUUAGUCUGCACUGAUAAGUGAUGAUGCCGUGUAUAAGGUCCAAACCAAUGCUGCUGUUGUAUAGUAUGUCCAAGUAUUGAACAUGUAACCAGGUAUUGUAGUCUUUUGUAUAGUAUUGCCUGGUAUGUCUUAACUGUACACACUGAAAUAUUCAAAGUUGCAUGGACAUAAAGUAAACAGUAAUUUUAAAAACGUGACCACACAAUCUGAACACAGCAUUUGUGUACGUUCUAUAUUUUAAAUCAUCAUCUCCUAAUUUUCACACUAAUUUUGAAGUCUUCUAUUUAUGGUUAUAAAACAGUUAUCUUGGACAGUAAAUUAUCUGUUUUGACAGCAUUAAUGGUCUUUUUCACUUUAUUACACUGGUGUGACACGAAUCACCUGAUUUGAUGUAUCCAGACAUGGGUGAAUCCACACAACUGGUGACUCAGUCUGAGAUCUUACUGCACAAUGAUCAACUUUCAGAACCAUUUUAACUAAAGCGAUAUUGUAAUCCAGUCAUUUCCAUACAUGAAAAAGAAUAUGUACACACCUGCAUCCAUGACGUCUUAAUUCCUAAUAACAUGAUCCCAUUGAAUGACAAAGCAGGCUCGAGGAGUUAAAUGACCUCUUCUUUUCCUAUUUCUUAAGGGCUUGUGGAACUUUUUAUUUGCUUUCAUUAUUGCCUUCUGACAUUUUUUUUGAAAGAAGCUUGAUAGAAAACUUCAAAUUUUGGAAACAAAAUGGAUUUUAGUAAAUAGUUUUGUGACAUUUUUGGCAAAGUGUUUGUGUACUCACCAAUAAACUUGGAUCAAACCCCCUAGUGUUCAGAUUGCACCUAGAAAUUGUUCUUCCUCCUUUAGCUGCAGGCUUUCAGCUUCUACAGUAAGUGUCCUGUGGAGGAAAGGUAAGCAACUUUGUCCUUGGGCAUUGAUUGGAUCGAUAAUAACAGACAUUGAAUGUCACUGGGGAUAGGAAAAUAUGACAUUGGUAGUUUUUUGUUUUAAUUUUUAAAACUUUAAGAACACUGCUCCACUCUUUGAUACACUGUUAGCCUUUUUUUCUUGUGAAGCUGUAGUCUGCUCAAUUUUUGAAAUUUUCAUUAUCUAUUAAAGUGCAGCAGUGUUGAUUGACAUUGACGUUAAUCAGUAUGGUAUAAGGAGAGCAAUGAGAAAGCUAUACUGCCUCUGCCAGUAGUCUGUUGGGUUCUUGGUGGAAACCAAGGCUGUGAACUUGAUCAUGUUAUGACAUUUUAAGAUUUUAGAUUCAAGGUUCUUACUUACUGUUAUUGCCUGAGAUUAAGAAAUGCUGUGGUUGCAGUGGGAGCCUUUAAAAUGUUUUAUAAGGUGCUGUGAAAUUUAUCUGUAUUUCAUUGUUAGGAUUAGAAGAACAUAGAAUGGAAAACUUGGAUUUUUAAAAGAAGGUACCUGCUGUUGAAAUUACUAAAAGGGGUUGUUUUUUUUAAAAAUAAAAGGUGUAUGUGAAGAGAUGUAAAUUUCUCAAUGUUUUCUGUGGAUAAUUUUGUACUCUGUAAAUCUGGAUAGAUGUGCCUAAUAUAUUUUCUAAUUAAAAGUUAUCCGUAGCAAAUCUUA
Stegostoma tigrinum is the source of this 7300-nucleotide messenger RNA. It is a transcript of the gene dennd11, whose product is annotated as DENN domain containing 11. Gene Ontology annotation, cellular component: cytoplasm. NCBI's taxonomy places the organism in Eukaryota, Metazoa, Chordata, Chondrichthyes, Orectolobiformes, Stegostomatidae. The record is from RefSeq and is a predicted model, not a curated record. The transcript has 9 exons. Bases 104 to 1456 code for a protein of 450 amino acids.